AUGGUCGCUGGGGACUGCGAGGCGGCCUCGGUGCCCGGGCCUCCGCUACCGGAGCCCGCGGCCCAUGGCUGCGUGGCCUCCUGGUGGGACAUGGUCCUGCGGAACCUGCGAUCUGUUCCACACAACUUCUCAACACUCGGAAGAAAAAUUGCUGCUCUGUACAAUGACUUCACCAGUAAAUCAUUAUCAGAACACAUUUGUCCUCCUCUGAUGGAGAUGCUGAUUUAUUUUAAUUGGUACAAUGCCCCUUUUCUUGUGGACUUAAAGAAACCAGAGUCAAAGAUUGCUCACACGGUGAACUUGUACAUCAGGUCUGAGCCCAGGGUGCUGCUGGGAGUCUGGCACACGGUUCCCAGCUGCCGGGCGGACGAUGCUAAGGGGAAGGACCGUGGCUGGUAUGAAGACGCUCUGCACGAUGGGAACCCAAUCAUUGUUUAUCUUCAUGGCAGCGCAGAACACAGGGGAGCUCCCCACAGAAUUAAGCUGAUAGAGGUACUGAGUGAUGGUGGCUUUCAUGUGCUGUCUGUUGACUACAGAGGCUUUGGGGACUCCACAGGGAAGCCGACAGAGGAAGGACUGACGCUGGACGCCAUCUGUGUCUAUGAAUGGACCAAAGCAAGAAGUGGGGCCACGCCUGUCUGCCUGUGGGGCCACUCUAUGGGCACAGGAGUCGCCACAAAUGCUGCGAAGGUAUUGGAAGAGAAAGGGUGCCCAGUUGACGCCAUCGUUUUGGAGGCUCCAUUUACCAACAUGUGGGUUGCAAGUAUCAACCAUCCUUUGUUAAAGAUUUGCCAGAUACUUCCAAGAUGUUUGGGGACCCUCAUGGACGCCAUGAAACAAGACAAAAUAGUCUUUCCUAAUGAUGAAAAUGUGAAAUGCCUGUCUUCUCCCCUUCUCAUCUUACAUGGAGAAGAUGACAGGACAGUUCCCAUGAAGUAUGGAAAGCAGCUUUAUGAGAUUGCACACCAAGCUUACAGGAACAAAGAGAGGGUCAAGAUGGUUAUCUUUCCUCCUGGCUUCCAACACAACCGUCUUUGUACAUGCCCCCUGUUCAUAGGCACUGUGAGAGACUUCCUGAGGGAGCAGUGGGCGUGAUGUCUGAGAGAAGCAGGAAGCAUCAGUGAAGAUGUGAAAUUUCUUGAUGUAACUUUGUCUGGAGAAUUCUGGCACCAUGAAUGAGUUACUUGUCAUUUUAAUAAAGAAAACAUUUAUUCUGGGCAGUAUGGGAUGUUCUUGUUUAGCUCUUCAUUGUGAAGCUUUCACUGUGGAGAGGCAGAAUUUGGUAGAAUUUAGA
Molecule: messenger RNA, 1294 nt
Organism: Perognathus longimembris pacificus (Pacific pocket mouse)
Lineage: Eukaryota; Metazoa; Chordata; Mammalia; Rodentia; Heteromyidae
Gene: Abhd12b
Product: abhydrolase domain containing 12B
Exons: 13
Coding region: 1-1095 (364 amino acids)
Biological process (GO): monoacylglycerol catabolic process; phosphatidylserine catabolic process
Cellular component (GO): endoplasmic reticulum membrane
Molecular function (GO): monoacylglycerol lipase activity; phosphatidylcholine lysophospholipase A1 activity
Source: RefSeq, a predicted model, not a curated record